This is a messenger RNA of Colossoma macropomum (tambaqui), 1873 nucleotides long. RefSeq names its product smoothelin-like 1 (gene smtnl1). Gene Ontology annotation, molecular function: protein binding. Gene Ontology annotation, cellular component: filamentous actin; microtubule organizing center. Gene Ontology annotation, biological process: actin cytoskeleton organization. The coding region runs from base 38 to 1585 and encodes 515 amino acids. NCBI's taxonomy places the organism in Eukaryota, Metazoa, Chordata, Actinopteri, Characiformes, Serrasalmidae. The transcript has 6 exons. The record is from RefSeq and is a predicted model, not a curated record.
GUCCAAGGGCCCAAGACCACAGAGGACCUUAGGACAAAUGGAGCCUUCUGCAGUGGCCAGUGGGUCAGAGGAAAGAAAGAAUAAGGAUGCCACAGAAGAAUCCCCUGAGGAAGUGAGCGCUGGUGGGCGGGGCUCUGACUCAGCAGGCGUAGCUUGUGAGAGUACCGGAGGAACUAAUGAGGAGAAUGGAGAGGAAGAGCCAAAUCCACAAACUGGAGCCAGCGAGGGAGGGGCAGAGAUGACAGAAGGUGAUACCAAAGACAAUGAGGGAGAGAAGGAUGGAAGCAAAGAUGGAGGAAAAGAGACUGUGAAGGAUGAGAAGGAAAAAGACAGCGAAAGCAGUGAAAAAGGUAAUAAAGAAAAGGAAAAGACAAUAAAUAAAGCUGACGAAGGAAAAGAAAAAGAAGUCAAGGAGGAUGGAAAUAAUGCCGUUGCUGGAGAGGAGGGAAAAGGUAAAGCUAAAAGUGAUGAAAAACAUGAGAAAGAAGAGAAAACUAAAGAAGAGAAAACUGUGAAAGAAGAGAAAACUGUGAAAGAAGAGAAAACUAAAGAAGAGAAAACUGUGAAAGAAGAGAAAACUAAAGAAGAGAAAACUAAAGAAGAGAAAACUGUGAAAGAAGAGAAAACUAAAGAAGAGAAAACUGUGAAAGAAGAGAAAAACAAUGACUCCAAAGGCCCGGCCCAAGCGACAGCGGAUAAAGAAGCGAAGGCCAAAGAGAAAGUAGAGGCACAGCCAAAUAAAGAGAAGAACAGAGAUAAACAAGAAAAGACGAAAGGAAAAAGUGGAGCCCCUCCCUCCUCGUCCUCUCUCAGAACCUCUGCUCUGGCCUCUUCUCGGCCACGGAGCGCCCGGCCUUCAGCCCGGAGAGAAGCUAUGGCAAAGUUUCAACAGGAUCAGUCUCCUGCUGUCCGCAACUUUAAGGUCCAGAAGGUGUCCGCAGGCAUGUCUGCUGGGGCCUCAAUCAAGCAGAAGAUACUCCAUUGGUGUAGUAACAAAACACGGAAUUAUGAGGGUGUUUCUAUCGAGAACUUCUCAUCUUCCUGGAGCGAUGGCCUGGCCUUCUGUGCCCUCGUUCAUCGCUUCUUCCCAGACGCUUUUGACUUCUCCACCCUCAAAGCCAGCGAACGAGAGAAGAACUUCACCCUGGCCUUCAGCACUGCAGAAUCUCUGGCUGGCUGCUGCCCCCUCCUGGACGUAUCAGACAUGUUACUAAUGGGGAAGAACCCUGACCCUUUCAGCGUUUUCACCUACGUUCAGUCCCUCUGCCAGCACCUUUCAAAAAUAGAGCGAGAUAGGAAGGAGCGAGAGAAGGCAGAGGAGGGCAAGAAUAAGGGUGAGGCUGAAGUCCAGGGCAAAAAAGAAGGAGAGGCGCUGGGUGAGGAUAAAGAGCAGGAGAUUAGGGCAGGAGAGGAGCAGGGGGAGGAUAAAGAGCAGGAGAUUAGAGCAGAAGAGGAGCAGGGGGAGGAGGAAAGAGAAGAAGAAGGAGAUCCAGAUGAAGAGAAAGGUGGAACCGAAGAAGGUACGAAGAUGGAGACGGAUCAAAAUGACAACGUGGUAAACAGUGAGCAAACAAGUGAGACUUAAAUACAGUAAAUAAGCUGCCAGGGAAUGAUGUGCCAGAGUGACAGUGAUGUAAGGAGGAGAGAUACAAGCAAUGAGAUUAUUAGAUAGCUAAAGACACAAUUUUAAGUAUUUUAGCCUAUAAUAAAUAACUUAAUGUACCAUAUUAAUAUACUGAUACAGUACUAAUAAUUUAAGCUAUUAUAAAAUAGCUAAAGAUGCAAUGUUAACAAUUUUGUGUGUGAUUUUGUGAAGAUUGUUUACUAUUGUAAGCUGCACAAAUGCCCUAUAUAUAUAUAAAUAUGUUAUUCU